GUAGAGUCGAGAAUCAGCCACUUUACCCUAGGUCGAGAGUGAGUUGGCGAGCGAGAGCGGGAGAUUGACGAGAGAGGGAGAGGGAAGCGGGCUUGACGAGAGAACGGUAAAAGUGCUAGAGUUAGUUGCUCACGAUCAAUUGUAGAGAACGGUUGAAUAAAAUUAGUUGGUGCGUGCGAGUCAAAAGUGAUUUGUUUUAAAUUCUACAAGUGGUCCGAAAGUGAGCAGUUUUAUUCCCCCCCGGCGGAUUCUACAUUUGGCGCAGCCGGUAAGUAAUUUAAAAGAACCUGAGAGUGGAGGCCAUUUGAGGAAGAGCCUGAGACUGGAGGCCUCAGGGAACGUGCACCAGGUUGAAGGUCGCCUGCUGCUUUGGGAAGGUGUUUUUUUGCCGGGGACAGUUUCUUUUGUUUUUUGUUAUAAUGAGGCCUAAAAAAAAAAAAACGGGUUUUUUAUCGAUGAAAUCAUUGGUUUUAGCAAAAUAAUUUAUAGUCAAAAUGGCGGCUGUGAAGCGCGUUUUUUUUUCCUUCUAGUAUUGGUGAGGUGAAAGAACAAAGUCUUUAGGCUACCACUCAUACUAGUGCGUAUCAAGUUGAAGACUGGGACGUGCGAAAACGCACACUAAAGUGACCUUGCUGAAGACUAUCGCACAAACACAGUUAAAUACAGUGAAAAUACAAACAAAGUGACCUGGUUGAGGGCCGCGGCACACAAAAACAGUGGCGUUCCCAGUUGAGGACUGGGGCGCGGAAAAAAAAUAGAAAAAGUGACCCGGUUGAGGGCCGCGGCACACAAAAACAGUGGCGUUCCCAGUUGAGGACUGGGGCGCGGAAAAAAAAUAGAAAAAGUGACCCGGUUGAGGGCCGCGGCACAAAAAAAAACAGUGGCGUUCCCAGUUGAGGACUGGGGCGCAGAAAAAAUAGAAAAAGUGACCCGGUUGAGGGCCGCGGCACACAAAAACAGUGGCGUUCCCAGUUGAGGACUGGGACGCGGAAACAAAAAAAUAGAAAAAGUGACCCGGUUGAGGGCCGCGGCACACAAAAACAGUGGCGUUCCCAGUUGAGGGCUGGGACGCGAAAAAAAAACAAAAAAAAAAGUGACCCGGUUGAGGGCCGUGGCACGCGCACAUAGUGAUGUUCCCAGUUGAGGACUGGGACGUGAAAAUGAAAUCAAGUGACCCGCACACAGCGGCGUUCCCAGUUGAGGGCUGGGGCGCAGGAAAAUCAGACCAAGUAAUCCGGUUGAGGGCCGUGACACACGCAAUGAUGGUCUUAGCUGAUAACUGAAACAUGAAAAUUAAACUGUUUUGUUUUCAAUUGUGGGUUAGAAACGGAAAGCUUAAUGAUGUGAUGUUUGGAGCAAUAUAAGCAAAAAAAAAAAAAAAAAAAAAAACGAUUGAAUUUGUUAUUUUUUUGCAGAUGGAUUCCGACAAGCAGUGGCCGUUGGAAUCGUUCAACGACUCGGUCGACGUGUCCGACCUGCGUCGUGAAUGGGAGGAAUGGUUUAGGGCAUUCGAACUUGUCCUGGAGACAAAGAAUGUUUACGCUCAACAUGAUAAGCUGGUGUUGCUGCUAUCUCGCGGUGGUCGCGGGCUACAGCGAAUCUACUACAACUUGAGACCGGUGCCAGAUGAAAUCCACCCGGCGCCUGCCGUGAUACCCUUUGCGCCGAAGGAGACACCGGAAUACGACAACGCGAUCAAGCGCUUGAAUGCUUUCUUCGUCGGUAAACGCAACGAGAGAGUCGAACUGGAGGAGUUCCGCUCGUUGAAACAACGAACUGGCGAAUCGUUCAAGCAAUUUGUGCUGAGACUACGAGCGCAAGCAGCCCGCUGUGAAUUUUACGACCGUGAAGAGAAGGAGAUUCUGCAUCAAGUAACGAUGGGUGCAAGUGAUGAACGCGUUCGGGACAAGGGUCUUGAAAAUGUCAUGAACCUGGAUGAGCUCUCUAACUAUGCUUUGAACAGAGAACUGAUGCUCAAACAAAAAGCUAAGUCUCACCCGUUCGGGUCGGAGCCGUCGACCAGUCUGGCUUACGUGAAGCAGGAAUCAAGUGUGGGAGGACGUGCCGGAUCGUACGGUGGCGCAGGGCGACGUGAUGAGCCAUACCGAGGUCCUGGGGGACGUAAUGAGCUGUAUCGCGCUGCUGGAGGACGUAAUGAGCCGUACCGUGGUGCUGGAGGACGUAAUGUUCCGUAUCGUGGUGCUGAAGGUCGUGUUGAGCCGUUCCGGGGAAAGGACAAGCAGGUUCGCAACGAGUGCGGCCGUUGUGGUUCGUGGAGUCACAGCAGUGAUUCUCGUGAGUGUUAUGCACGUAGUGCGCAGUGCAACAAGUGUGGCUUUAUUGGUCACUAUGAACGGAUGUGUAAGACGGCCCAACAGUCGCUACGAGAAGGCCGCGGAAGUGGUUCAACCAAAUCCUAUUCAUGGAAACGCUCGGCUGAAGCGAAUGCUGUGCGAGAGGAGGACGAUUCCAAGCAGGAACAGUUCCGUCACGGCAACUCGGACAGCCAGAAGCAGGUUGACUCGAGUGUCAGUGGUUCGAUCAUUUGCAAAGUCGAUCAGACCCCAGUUCUUUUCUUGAUCGACUCGGGAGCGGCAAUUAACACUGUCACUGAAGAUAGCUGGCAUGAGCUUGUCAGAGAAAGUGCUGCUAUUUACAAGAAGCGAUACCAGUGUGACCGCCGUGUAACCGCUUACGCCAGUAAUGAUCCCCUUGAAGUUUUGCUUAUUUUUGAAGCCUGGAUCUCGAUUAAUGACACGAAACCAAAGGCCUACGCAGAGUUCUUCGUGGUUAAGGGUGGCAAAAAGUCGUUGCUCAGCAAGAGAACUGCGGAGGAAUUGAAAGUCUUGAAAGUUGGGCUAGAGGUUUGCGGUGUUGAUUUGCGCUGUCCGGCAUUCCCAAAGUUCCCGAACGUUCAGAUAAAGUUAUCGAUCGACCACAGUGUUCCGCCACGCAAGCUUGCGUACUUGAGGAUUCCCAUCGCCAUGGAGGAGAAAGUUGAUAUGAAGAUCAAGCAAAUGCUGGAGAGCGAUAUAAUUGAGCCGGCGGUCGGUCCACCGGAGUGGAUUUCACCCAUGGUGGUGGUUCCCAAGGGGAAUGACGAUAUACGUCUGUGUAUCAACAUGAAGUAUCCGAAUGAAGCAAUCCAACGAGAACACUACCCGUUACCGAUGAUUGACACGCUGCUUAACAAGCUUCGAGGAUCGACGUGGUUCUCGAAACUGGACAUCACAUCAGCCUUCCACCAUGUUGAACUGCACCCUGACUCUCGUGGAAUCACCACUUUCAUGACGAGCAUGGGUUUGAUGCGGUUCAAAAGGCUCACCUUUGGGAUUAAUGCUGCGCCCGAAAUGUUUCAGCGUAUCAUGUGUGGAAUGCUUGCGGGAAUAGAAGGAGUUAUCGUGUACAUCGAUGAUAUUGUCGUUUUUGGCGUGACCAAGGAGGAGCACGAUGGAAGGUUGGAGGAAGUGAUGGCGGUUCUCCGCGAAAACAACGCAACUCUCAACAAGCAGAAGUGCCUUAUCGGUGUCAGGCAGUUGGAUAUUCUCGGCUACAACGUUAGCGCUGCUGGAAUCAGCCCGUCCGAAGAGAAGAUCGCAUCCAUCAGGAACUUCAGGGAGCCCGAAUCUAAAGAGGAAGUUCGAAGUUUUCUAGGCUUGGUCAACUUCGUUGGGCAGUUUAUUCCGCACCUAUCAACCAGAUCGGAGCCGUUGCGACAAUUUGUGCGAGGAGAUACUGACGUGUUUGGAGAUAGCCAGCGAAAAGCUUUCGAUGAUCUUCGGAACGAGCUUUCUAGUACUGUUCGCCGAUUGGGAUUCUUUGAUCCGAAGGAUGACAUCGAACUGUACGUUGAUGCCUCUCCGGUGGGACUAGGGGCCGUGCUCACUCAAAGGAAUCAGGAUAACACUCCGCGAAUUGUAAGUUUCGCGUCAAAAGGCUUGACGAAGGCAGAGAGAGUUUAUCCGCAGACCCAACGUGAAGCCCUGGCGGUCGUUUGGGCUGUGGAGAAAUUCUACUCGUACUUGUUUGGCACGUUCUUCACCAUCUAUACGGACCACAAAACCCUGGAAUACAUAUAUGGAGGCAAACAUCGAGACGGCAAGCGAGCCUGCACAAGAGCAGAGGGCUGGGCGCUUCGCUUGCAACCGUACAGAUUUCGCAUGGAUCACAUUCCAGGGUCAAGCAACAUUUCGGACAUCCUGUCACGCUUGUGCCCGCCUUCAGAUGAACCUUUUGAUGAGGAAUCGGAGCACUAUCUGUGCGCUGUUAGCGAUGAAAUUACGGCAAUCACAUUAAGUGACAUCCGGGAUGCUACGACCAAGGACGAAACGCUGCUUGCGGUCAUGGAAGCGAUAAAAAGCCAAAAUUGGCCUUCCAUGCUCUUUCAAUAUCAAGCUUUCUCAAAGGAACUCGGCAUACUGGAUGGCAUCGUUGUUCGAGACGAUCGAAUCGUGCUACCAGCGAGCCUCAGGCCGAAGGCUCUGGAUAUUGCUCAUCGAGGCCAUCCAGGCAUAGUGAGCAUGCGGCGCCGGCUCCGCGAGAACGUAUGGUGGCCGUACAUGGACCGUGAUAUUGGAGAUCGUAUUGAAGAAUGUGCUGGAUGUGCCGCUGUGAGUGUUCAAGGACCACCAGAGCCCAUGUGUCGGAAGGAAAUGCCCGAUCGCGCGUGGCAGGACAUUGCCAUCGAUUUCUUCAGUGCAAAGGAUUGCUGUACUUUCCUGGUGAUUGUUGAUUACUACAGCCGCUUUCUGAAGGUGAUAGAAAUGAACGGAACAACUGCUGGGAAAACCAUCGAGGCGCUCCAAACUGUUUUUGAUGAACAAUCCUACCCGGAAACCAUACGGUGCGAUAACGGCCCGCCCUUUUCGAGCGAGGAAUUCGCACAGUAUUGCUUACGUAAGAACAUCCGACUGGUCCGUACGAUCCCUUACUGGCCACAAAUGAAUGGAUUAGUUGAACGCUUGAAUCAGGGCAUUCUGCGCUCCAUGCGGAUUGCAAGAGCAACCAGUAUCAGCUGGCGUACUGCAAUAAAGGAUUACGUCCAUAUGUACAACACCACUCCUCACACUAUGACGGGAAAGGCGCCGUUGGAAUUGCUAACGGGAAGACCAGUUAAAGACCUGCUACCAUCGCUGCGAACUGAGCCUUAUUGGAACCGGGAUGAGAAUGUCCGUGACGAUGACGCCAUCAAGAAGAUGAAAGGAAAGCUUUACGCUGAUAACCGUAGACAUGCAAAGACGUCCGAGAUAGCCGAAGGGGAUACAGUAUUGCUGCGGAAUUACGAAAAGGGGAAGCUGGAGCCAAACUUUAAUCUCGAAAAGUUCAAGGUUGUUUCGAGAAAUGGCACUGAUACCAUCGUGGUCAACGGAGAUGGCGUAACUUACCGCCGUCCGGUGGCACACCUGAAGAAGUGGGUCGAGCCGACGCAAACAGGAAGAAUGCAGGCCGAGGAAAAUCCACCAGAGAGCGCUGCAACCGAGAAAUCUAGAUUGCCAAGCCGGGAACAUACUCCAACGAUCGAUGAUUCGGGUUCUAGUCGACCCAAGAGGGCUAGGAAGCUCCCAGCGCGGUUCAGCUAAUUGAGCACACAAGGGAUGUAGAGUCGAGAAUCAGCCACUUUACCCUAGGUCGAGAGUGAGUUGGCGAGCGAGAGCGGGAGAUUGACGAGAGAGGGAGAGGGAAGCGGGCUUGACGAGAGAACGGUAAAAGUGCUAGAGUUAGUUGCUCACGAUCAAUUGUAGAGAACGGUUGAAUAAAAUUAGUUGGUGCGUGCGAGUCAAAAAGUGAUUUGUUUUAAAUUCUACAAGUGGUCCGAAAGUGAGCAGUUUUAUUCCCCCCCGGCGGAUUCU
This is a messenger RNA of Culex pipiens pallens (northern house mosquito), 5849 nucleotides long. RefSeq lists its product as uncharacterized. Gene Ontology annotation, molecular function: nucleic acid binding; aspartic-type endopeptidase activity. Gene Ontology annotation, biological process: DNA integration; proteolysis. The transcript has 3 exons. Lineage: Eukaryota; Metazoa; Arthropoda; Insecta; Diptera; Culicidae. The coding region runs from base 1416 to 5579 and encodes 1387 amino acids. The record is from RefSeq and is a predicted model, not a curated record.